Molecule: messenger RNA, 1291 nt
Organism: Ilex paraguariensis (yerba mate)
Lineage: Eukaryota; Viridiplantae; Streptophyta; Magnoliopsida; Aquifoliales; Aquifoliaceae
Source: the annotation of a GenBank genome assembly
AUGAGUCUUUUUCUUGGUCAGUUUCUCUCCAUCUUGUUCUGUGUUAUAGUUCUGUCUCACUUCUCCCCAAUAUGCAUUGCAGAGUCAGAAGCUAAGCCAGCAAUUGGAUAUGGUUACACAAUCCGAUCGGUUGGCAUAGAUUCUGCUGGAAAAUCAUUGACUGCAAAUCUUCAGCUCAUUAAGAAUUCCUCAGUUUUUGGGCCAGAUAUUCAGAAUCUCCACCUCCUAGCCAGCUUUGAAACAAGUGAUCGUCUGAGAAUCCGAAUAAUCGAUGCGAACCACCAAAGAUGGGAAGUCCCUCAGCACAUCCUCCCUCGCCUACCACCACCUGUAAACCACCAAUCGCAACAAGAAAACCACCAACCACCACCGGAAAACAAAUCUCUUUCACAUCCCAAUUCAGACCUCAUUUUCACCCUCCAUAACACCACCCCAUUUGGCUUCGCCAUCACCCGCCGCUCCUCCGGCGACCCCCUCUUCAACACUUCGCCGGAAUCCUCAGAUCCCAACACAUUUCUCAUCUUCAAAGACCAAUACCUCCAACUAUCCUCCUCAUUACCACUCAACAGAUCCUCCCUCUACGGUUUAGGAGAGCACACUAAGAAGUCCUUCAAGCUGACCUAUCCUCAAACACUAACCCUGUGGAAUGCCGAUAUUGGAAGUGCCAAUCUAGACGUCAAUCUAUAUGGGUCCCACCCAUUUUACGUUGACGUCAGGUCGCCGGAUUCUGAGGGUAGUGUGCCCGCAGGGACCACCCACGGUGUUUUGUUGCUCAACAGUAAUGGCAUGGACAUUGUGUACACUGGUGAUAGAAUCACUUAUAAGGUGAUUGGUGGUAUUCUUGAUUUAUAUUUCUUUACUGGGCCUUCUCCAAAGAUGGUUAUGGAUCAAUAUACAGAGCUCAUUGGUCGGCCUGCUCCUAUGCCAUACUGGUCUUUUGGUGAGUACUUAAUUUCUUUAUUUAUUGAUUGACUAGCUAAUAUAGUGGCCGAAGGCACUCUAUUAUAAAUCACAUGUAAAAAAAAAAAAUUUCUGGAUUGCUUAAAUCAACUAAGGAUAAUAAAUUAGACAAUAAUUUAAUGGAAGCUAAAGGUAAUAAGGAGGAAAAAAAGGACUAACCUGGCAUAUUCAAGAAACCAUUAAUGGCAAAUUUUGUAGAGAAUUGGUGCACUUAUUCCGGCUGGGAUUCAAUUGAAUGCCAACUGUUUUCACUCCUCUCUUUUUCUUUUUUAUUUUUAAAAUAGACCUUGACUUUGCGAGGGAAGUUAUAUUCAAAAUUCCAAAUUUAAAA